Molecule: messenger RNA, 1230 nt
Organism: Symbiodinium necroappetens
Lineage: Eukaryota; Dinophyceae; Suessiales; Symbiodiniaceae
Source: the annotation of a GenBank genome assembly
GAAUCUGUAGCCACGGCACUGCAGCUCUAUGCCAACCCGAAGGAGGCCGGCAUCAAGCUCCUGCUGCCUCCCAUCAUGGACCUCACUGACAACCCCUUUACCCAUUGCCCCACAGAGCAAAUGGCCACGUGCUGCCUGCACUCCAAGUGGGCCCCUUUUGAAGUUUUUGGUCGGCUUCUAGAUGGUCUUCCAUCCAUGCAGGACUCGCGGCACUCCUCUCCCAGCAUUGUUCAGCCGCCGGACUACAAAAGCAUAUUCUUUGGAGCCUAUUCACAAGGUCCGCUGGUUGGCCUUCGGGCCCAGACGAGGCGAUACCCCAUGGUCAGCCGUCUACUGAACGCAGUGCUUUACACUUUGAGCGGGGUGCACAGCCAUUCAACGGUGUUCCUUGCCAGAAACCGCGCCAUGGGACUCCACUCGGAUCCACAUAAUCACCAGGACGUGCCGAAUGUCUUGAUCCCCCUGUCGGUCUUUUCUGGUGGCCAGCUCUUCGUGGAAGCUGAAGAGGGCGACGUCUGUUUGGACAAGCAUAGCAGUGUCAGGGGAUACAUUCACCCCAUCACUCUCCCCUUUUUGGCGUUUGAUGCCCAAAAGCGGCAUUCCAUUCUUCCUUGGUCAGGCUGUCGUCUGAUUCUGGGCUCAUUUCAUAUCCGCGGAGCGGAAAGGCUCCCUCUGGGCACGCGCAACGUCCUUCACUCUUUAGGCUAUCCUCUUCAUAGGGACGGCCAGGUCAGUCUGGAGGAGGCGCUGGUACGUGCUGGUGGCACAGCGCUGCUUGCGGAGCAACCUGAAAUGCCUUUCAUCGUCCUGAGCGACAGCACCCUCCAGUACCUCCUGUGGAUGGAUGGCUCUGGGAAGUCCUACGGCGUUGAGACGGUGGAUCAAAACCCUCUGCGCCAGGCUGUUAUCUGUCCGGGAGCAUCUCUCAUUAUGCCCCGAGAUGGAUACGUGCGCACACCGCCGGUCCUUGAAGUCCUGGCGUGGCACUUCAUUCGCGUGCUGGGCCAUGAAAAUCCGUUCCCCACCGAUCACAAGCCGCUGAUCGCACUUCUCAAGAAGUAUUACUAUUCCGACGUCUACGUCCGCCUGAUCCCUCUACGACAGUCCUUAAACCCCAACAAGCAGGGAGCCUACGACUGGCUGGCGGAUGUCAGGGAUCAAUACGGACUCUCCGCUGACGACCUCUCUGACCAAACCAUCAUGUCGCUCCAGGGCAGCGACCCGGAUCUG